Molecule: messenger RNA, 813 nt
Organism: Adineta steineri
Lineage: Eukaryota; Metazoa; Rotifera; Eurotatoria; Adinetida; Adinetidae
Source: the annotation of a GenBank genome assembly
AUGCACACAUUAUUUUAUUUUCAUGAAUCAGAUAUCUACCCAUACGAACCAAUUCAACCAAUAUGGAUGAUUAUUUACGCAUUAUUAUCAUUAGGUUUUUUUUAUAUAACUAAUCAUAUGACAAAAUCUAACUUAAAAAAUAAUUGGUUAAAACAAAAUACAUUACUUAGUUUUAUACAUUCAACUAUAUGUUCAAUAUUAAUUUUAAUUGCUGUUUUACGGGCACCAGAAAUGUUUGAUGAUCCAUUAUCACAUUCCAAUUAUUUCAAUUAUGCAGUCAUUUCUUUUAGUAUUGGUUAUUUUUUCUGGGAUUUUUUUGAUUGUCUACAAAAUUCAACAUUAUCAACAUUUCCUAUUCUUAUUCAUCAUAUUAUUGUCAUAACAUUUUUAUCUCAAAUACUUCUUCGUACACGUAAUAUUGGUUAUGGUCUCUAUGCACUUUCACUUGAAAUUAAUAGUGUUUUUUUACAUGCUCGACGACUUUUACGUUGGUAUUCACCUGUAUCUUCAUCAAUUUAUUAUAAAAAUCUAUUAAAAUUAUUUAUUGAUACUGGAAAUUAUAUAACAUUUAUUAUAUUUCGUUUUGGUGUUGUACUUAUUGCUUUACGAGCAUUAUAUCUACAACGAAAUCGACUUGAACCAAUAACACAUUUAUUUACUGUAAUAUCUGUUUGUGCAAUUGGUAUUCUAAAUAUUGUCUUAUUUUAUCGUUUAUUGAAAAAUCAAAUUAGUCAAAAGACAAAAUUAAAAGACAAGAAAUUAAUUGCAGAUCAGAUUUUAAUAAUUGACAAUGAUAUUUUAUUACCGAGUUAA